CGGCAGUGGCGGCGGCAGCGGCGGCUGGAGCCUCUGAUUGGGUUUCGGGGUCCGGUACUGGAGCCAAUCAGCGCGGGCAGCGAACCGGGGGAGCGAGGCACGGAGUGCAGUUCGCAGUCUUCUAGCACCUCCAGAGCAGAACUCACUGUGGACGGGAUUCUAACAUGGAGCAGUAUACAACAAAUAGCAAUAGUUCUACAGAGCAAAUUGUUGUGCAGGCUGGACAGAUUCAGCAGCAGCAGCAGGGUGGUGUCACUGCUGUCCAGCUGCAGACUGAGGCCCAGGUGGCAUCCGCCUCAGGCCAGCAAGUCCAGACUCUCCAGGUAGUCCAGGGGCAGCCAUUAAUGGUGCAAGUCAGUGGAGGACAGUUAAUCACAUCGACUGGCCAACCCAUCAUGGUCCAGGCUGUUCCUGGUGGGCAAGGUCAAACCAUCAUGCAAGUACCUGUAUCUGGGACACAGGGCUUACAGCAGAUACAGUUGGUCCCACCAGGACAGAUCCAGAUCCAAGGGGGACAGGCUGUGCAGGUACAGGGCCAACAGGGCCAGACCCAGCAGAUAAUCAUCCAGCAACCCCAGACAGCCGUCACCGCCGGCCAGACUCAGACACAGCAGCAAAUCGCUGUCCAAGGGCAGCAAGUGGCACAGACUGCUGAAGGACAGACCAUAGUCUAUCAGCCAGUUAAUGCAGAUGGCACUAUCCUCCAACAGGUUACAGUCCCUGUUUCAGGCAUGAUCACCAUCCCAGCAGCCAGCUUGGCAGGAGCCCAGAUUGUUCAGACAGGAGCCAAUACCAACACUACAAGCAGUGGGCAAGGGACUGUCACUGUGACACUGCCAGUGGCAGGCAAUGUGGUCAAUUCAGGAGGGAUGGUCAUGAUGGUGCCUGGGACUGGCUCUGUGCCUGCUAUCCAAAGAAUCCCUCUACCUGGGGCAGAGAUGCUUGAAGAAGAGCCUCUCUAUGUGAAUGCCAAACAGUACCACCGUAUUCUGAAGAGGAGGCAAGCCCGGGCUAAACUAGAGGCAGAAGGGAAAAUUCCAAAGGAAAGAAGGAAAUACCUGCAUGAGUCUCGGCAUCGUCAUGCCAUGGCACGGAAACGCGGUGAAGGUGGACGGUUUUUCUCUCCAAAGGAAAAAGAUAGUCCUCAUAUGCAGGAUCCCAACCAAGCAGAUGAAGAAGCAAUGACACAGAUCAUCCGAGUGUCCUAACCCCAGGUCAUGUGAUGGAGCUGAUUGAGGUCAUAUUCCUUGCCACUUUUCCAGGAAAUUGGUCAACUCUUCUGAUGGGACACUCAUAAUCAUAUUCUGUCCUUUUUUAUAGGACAGAAACCACUUAGUUUUUAAUAAGUGGCUCAGUAUUAUAAUUGCAGCAAUGUCUGCCAGUUUGAAGUUGCAAGCCUUUGUCUCACCCAUUCAGUCAGGACCUAUUUCAGACUGUUGAUGACAUUGACAUUUCAUAAAUUAGGAUGAUACAAGGGACCCAUGCCAGCCCAGCAGUACCAAAUACAGCACUUAUAUUGACUUGAUGAAGCCAGCCACCCAUCUCAACGGAGAAGAGCAACCUUCUCAACCUAAACUGCAAACAGGGAAUCCACAGCCCACUCUUUCCCAUAGGAAUUUGGUUAGACAGUUUCCAGCCCUCUGGUGGGAUUUCAGUCUUAAUUAACUACGGACACUUUGUAUUCAGAGAUGACUUCCAGGCAAAGAAGUUCCAUCUUUUGAUAUGGAAACAAUAAAUUCUCUGAGAUA
Orycteropus afer afer is the source of this 1748-nucleotide messenger RNA. Lineage: Eukaryota; Metazoa; Chordata; Mammalia; Tubulidentata; Orycteropodidae. The record is from RefSeq and is a predicted model, not a curated record.